Danio rerio (zebrafish) is the source of this 3345-nucleotide messenger RNA. It is a transcript of the gene cp, whose product is annotated as ceruloplasmin. Gene Ontology annotation, molecular function: ferroxidase activity; oxidoreductase activity; copper ion binding. The record is from RefSeq and is marked provisional. NCBI's taxonomy places the organism in Eukaryota, Metazoa, Chordata, Actinopteri, Cypriniformes, Danionidae.
GAUAGCUGAAUCCCAGUGGUCCGACAUGAAGGGGCUUCAGUUUGCACUGCUCGGGGUUUUGUGUUGCGCUGGAAUUGCGUCCUCAAUCACAAGGGAAUAUUUCUUUGCCAUUAAGGAGAUUCAAUGGGAUUAUGCUCCCAGCGGUAAAAACCUGAUUCAGAACAAAACCGUGCAGCAAGAUGAAGCCGCGCGGGUGUUUCUGGAGCGGGGAGAGCAGCGGAUCGGCCGGGUCUACAAAAAGGCGGUUUACCAUCAAUACACCGACGCCACCUACAGGCAGGAGAUAGACAAACCCAAAUGGCUGGGAUACCUCGGACCCCUCAUCUCUGCGGAGGAGGACGACACGGUUAUUGUGCACCUGAAAAACAUGGCGAGGAGAGCUUACUCCCUCCACGCACACGGCCUGAGCUACAACAAGACCAAUGAAGGAGCGCUGUAUCCUGAUUCAUCAGAAAAGGUGGAGAAACAUGAUGAUUCAGUGGCUCCCGGGACGACUUUCACCUAUAUCUGGACUUUACCAGCUUCUCAUGCUCCUGGCAAAGACGACACCAACUGCCUGACCAGAAUAUAUCAUUCUCACGUAAACGCCCCCAAAGACAUCGCCUCAGGUCUCAUCGGACCCCUCAUUGUUUGCAAAAAAGGCUCUCUAGACGUCCAUGGUGAUAAGACAGGAGACUAUCUGUACACACUGAUGUUUACGGUAUCUGACGAGAACCUCAGCUGGUACCUUGAUGAAAAUAUCAAGACCUACUGCUCAGCGCCUGCCAAAGUCAACAAGGAUGACGAAGCCUUCCAGGAAAGCAAUAAAAUGCACUCAAUCAACGGGUAUGUCUACGGCAACCUGCCGGACCUCAGCAUGUGCAUAGGCAAUAAGAUCCACUGGCACCUGUUUGGCAUGGGGAACGAGGUGGACAUCCAUUCAGCUUUCUUCCACGGACAGAUCCUGACUGACAAGCGGCAGCAUGUCGACACCGUCAGCCUCUUUCCAGCUACUUUUGUCAAUGUAGAGAUGGUGGCGGACAAUCCCGGCCAGUGGCUCCUCAGCUGUCAAGUCAAUGAUCAUCUGGAAGCCGGCAUGCAAGCAUUUUUUGAGAUUAAGAAGUGCUUCCCGAACGUGCAUAAACCCAGACCAUUCGGGGAAGUGAGACAGUAUUACAUUGCCGCUGAAGAAAUCAUUUGGGAUUAUGGGCCGACAGAGAUAAACCAGUACACGAUGAAGAAACUCGUUGAUGACAUUGUGUCUGACACUUUCUUUGAUAACCGCAAUGACCGGAUCGGGGGAAAAUACAAGAAGGUUCAGUAUGUGGAAUACACUGAUGACACAUUCACCAAACGCAAAGAGAAGACGCCGGAAGAGCAGCACCUGGGAAUUCUAGGUCCCGUCAUUAGAGCCGAGGAAGAGGACACGAUUAAAGUAACGUUUAGAAACAAAGCAAGCAGACCCUUCAGUAUUCAGCCACACGGAGUGCAGUACAACAUAGACAUGGAUGGAACGCUCUACCACAAUGUUCUGGAAGAGUCAUAUACUGACAAGAAGCUCCGAGAACUCAAGAAACAACCAAGAGUGAUUGAGCCCCUUCCUGCCGCAAUGGUUCGUCCCGACACCACCUACAAAUAUGAGUGGGUGGUCCCAAAAGAUGGAGGACCCACGGAAAAAGACCCUGACUGCCUCACCUACUUGUACUACUCAGCGGUGGAUCCCAUUCGGGACACCAACUCAGGGCUGGUUGGACCUCUUCUGAUCUGCAAGCCAAAAACUCUCAAAUCGGGCAAGCAGAAAAACGUGGACAAAGAAUUUCACCUUCUCGCAACUGUUUUCGAUGAAAACCUAAGCUGGUAUUUGGAUGACAACAUCAACAGAUAUGCAAAGCAGCCCAAAUCUGUGAAUAAAGAGGAUGCAGACUUUCAGGAGUCCAAUAAAAUGCACUCGCUCAAUGGAUACAUGUAUGGAAAUCUUAAAGGCUUGAACAUGUGUAAAGGUGAUAAGGUGUCUUGGCAUCUGUCCGGACUAGGAUCUGAGACAGACAUCCACGGACUUUACUUUGAAGGCAACAGGUUCCUCUACAAAGAAACCCGUAGGGACACCAUCAAUGUGUUUCCUCAUAUCUCUCACACCGUCAUCAUGGAGCCCGACAGCAUGGGGCAGUUUGAGGUCAACUGUAAAACUACGGAUCAUUAUCAUGGAGGCAUGAGGGCCAACUACACCGUGGAGAAGUGCCGCUUCUGGAACCGUCAGUCUGAGACGAUGCUACACCAGAAGAAGUAUUACAUCGCUGCAGUUGAGAUGGACUGGGACUAUUCACCCACCCGCACAUGGGAGGACAAAAUGCACAAUGGUCUGAAAGAAAGCCCAGGCAACGAGUUCCUCAAGAAAGAAGGAAAAUUUAUUGGCUCCAAAUAUAAGAAGGUGCUUUACAAAGAGUACACAGACGAAACCUUCACCAAACUCAAGGAGAGGACCGCCGAUAUGGAGCACUUGGGAAUAAUGGGACCCAUGAUCCAUGGUAAAGUAGGUGAAAAAGUGAAGAUUGUGUUCAAGAACAUGGCUAGGAGACCGUACUCCAUACACGCCCAUGGGGUCAAAACUGACAGUCCUCAAGUUGCCCUGACACGUCCAGGUGAAACCCAGACCUACACCUGGUACCUGCCGAAGAACUCUGGACCGACCGAGGAGCAGGAGGAGUGCAGUGUUGGAGCGUAUUACUCCACUGUAGACGUUAUCAAGGACAUGUACAGUGGCUUGGUCGGGCCGCUGGUCAUCUGUAAGAAGAGUUUGGCUCGUACACUGGGGCUGAAGAAGGAGGUCGAGGAGUUCGCUCUGCUCUUCAUGGUCUUUGAUGAGAAUGAAUCCUGGUAUCUGGAGGAGAACAUCAAAACUCACGUUAAAAACCCUCCCAAAGCACUGACGGAGGACCAGCAGUUCAUCGAAAGCAACAAGAUGCAUGGAAUCAAUGGUUUAGUCUUCGGCAACCUGAAAGGCCUGAACAUGAAGGUUGGAGAUAAAGUGUACUGGUAUCUGAUGGGACUGGGAAAUGAGGUGGACAUACACACAGCACACUUCCACGGCCACAGCUUCGACUAUAAGGUCAGCGGGACACACAGAGCAGACGUGUUUGAUUUGGUCCCCGGGACGUUUCAGACGGUGACCAUGCGUCCGCUGUAUUCUGGCACAUGGCUACUGCACUGUCAUGUGACCGACCACAUCCAGGCCGGAAUGGAGACCACAUACACUGUGCUGGAGAAAGACGGGCGAAAGAGGGGCUUCCUGGGCAUAUUCGGGAGUGGGUAAAAAUCUGACAGUGCCUGUCCAUGAAUUUCUUAAAUAAACACUGCAAAAGAGCACAA